CUGCCCCGCGGCCUCGGUAACCUCCGCUGGCAGCGAGCAGCAGUCGGGUUUGAAGGGGUCGGAUCGCGUUCGUGCGCCGCGGGACGCUCCCAGGGUCUCCGGUUGUUGAGAGCGGCUCACCGCAGCUCCGGAAGGUUAAGCUGAAACCACUGCUCAGCUUCCAAGAUGUUGUCUCCCAAAUUGCAUGCGCUCUUCUGCCUCUGCAGCUGCCUCACCCUGGUUCACCCUUUUGACUGGCAAGACCUAAACCCUAUUGCUCAUUUUGAACCAUCAGCACGGAUCAGUAAAAUUCAAGCUCUGAUAGCUGCUGCAAUGUCUGGCCAAACUAAAAUCCCCAAAGGAAGUGGACCUUACUCCGUCGGUUGCACAGACUUGAUGUCUAAGUAUACUAUUAAGAGCACCUUCUUACGCUUGUAUUAUCCAUCCCUACCUGAGGGUCACUCUGACACUGUUUGGAUCCCAAACAAGGAAUAUUUUUAUGGUCUCAGUAAAUUUCUUGGAACACAUCGGUUAAUGGGCAAUAUUUUGAGCUUAUUAUUUGGUUCAGUGAAAACUCCUGCAAGAUGGAAUUCCCCUCUGAGGACUGGGGAAAAAUAUCCACUGAUUGUUUUUUCUCAUGGUUUGGGAGCAUUCAGGACAAUUUAUUCUGCUAUUGGCAAUGACCUGGCAUCUCAUGGGUUUAUAGUUGCUACUGUAGAACACAGAGAUGGAUCCGCUUCUGCAACUUACUAUUUCAACGACCAGUCUGCUGCAGAAAUAGGGAACAAGUCUUGGGUCUAUCUCAAAAUCCUAAGACAAGGGGAGGAGCAAGCCCCUCUACGAAGUACACAGGUGCGACAAAGAGCAAAGGAGUGUUCUGAAGCUCUCAAUGUGAUUCUUUCUGCAAUUCCAGUGAAGAAUGUUUUAGAUUUAGAUUUUGAUAUGCAACAACUGAAGGACUCUGUUGACAGGGAUAAAAUUGCAAUAAUUGGACAUUCUUUUGGAGGAGCCACAGUUAUUCAGGCCCUUAAUGAUGACCGAAGAUUCAGGUGCGGUAUUGCGUUGGAUGCGUGGAUGCUGCCAGUGGAUGAGAAAGUCUAUUCUAGGUUUUCUCAGCCCCUCUUUUUCAUCAACUCUGAAGGGUUCCAAUAUCCUGCUAAUAUCAUAAAAAUGAAAAAAUGCUUUGUACCUGGUAAAGAAAGAAAAAUGAUUACAAUCAGGGGUUCGGUCCAUCAGAAUUUUGCUGACUUCACUUUUACAACUGGCAAAAUAACUGGACACCUAUUCACAUUAAAAGGACAAAUAGAUUCAAAUGUAGCUCUGGAUCUUAUCAAUAGAGCUUCAUUGGCAUUCUUACAAAAGCAUUUAGGACUUCAGAAAGAUUUUGACAAGUGGGAUAAUUUGAUCGAAGGGGAAGAUGAUCACCUUAUUCCAGGGACCAGUAUUGACGUCAGCAACCAACAUGGCACUCUACAGAACUCUACAGGGACAAACAAUGUAGAUUAAAAGUGCUUUUUUAAAAAAGUUGUAUUUUAAAACUGUCUGAAAUGUGUGUUGUAUGAUUUUAAUGUAUUUUCUCAAUGAACUCAUACUUUAAAAUAUAGGCUAUAUGGUAACAGUGACUUAAGCUUGGAUUAAAGUUUUGUUUUUUUAAGUGUAAAGAAUGACUGCAAUAUAUAAAAACCAUACCAGCCUUAAUUUUACUUUUUACUAAAAUGAUCCCUUUUUUAAAGUAUCAAGUUAAUAACUGUUUUUACAUUACUUUAAUGAAAAAGGAUAUUAAAACAGGCACAAUGCCAAUGAAAACAUAGUACAAGGACAUAACACUCCCUAAAAAUAUAAUAAAAACAGACUUUUUUUGGCCUCAUUUUUCUGUUAUGAGCAGUAGAAUUGUGUCUUAGUCACAUGGUAUUCUAGGUAGAAUUUGACAACACUUCCCUUUGCUUUUUGUUCAUGGUACGAAAAAUUAGAUUGAGCAGACAAUAAAACCAUUGCUUUACUACUGGAUUAGUGAUACUGUGCAAUUUGAAUAUGGUGAUUAAAUGCGGUGUGGACAAGUGUGAAAAUAUUGGAGACAGAGCAAGGGCAGCAGAUUAAGGAAAGUGGGUAAUUUGUUUGCAUGGCUUAAUGGUUUAUCUCUAAUGGGUUCUAUUUACUAAAGAAAGGUGCAUAAGACAGGGCAGAGAGUCCAGCAAUGUAGCACAUUAGUUAUUCGCCCAAAAGCUGGGAAAUCAAAGGAAACAUUCAGAAUUACUUUUAACUACUUUAUUUUCUAAUUAGUUUUAUUUAAUGAAAUUUUUUAAAAUUCUAUAGGU
Pteronotus mesoamericanus is the source of this 2294-nucleotide messenger RNA. It is a transcript of the gene PLA2G7, whose product is annotated as phospholipase A2 group VII. The transcript is spliced from 12 exons. The record is from RefSeq and is a predicted model, not a curated record. The coding region runs from base 166 to 1485 and encodes 439 amino acids. Lineage: Eukaryota; Metazoa; Chordata; Mammalia; Chiroptera; Mormoopidae. Gene Ontology annotation, molecular function: 1-alkyl-2-acetylglycerophosphocholine esterase activity.